AUGCCUCGAACAGAAAUGGUGCGUUUUGUACGUCUCCCCGUUGUCUUGCUGGCUAUGGCAGCGUGCCUUGCGUCUGUCGCACUCGGGUCGCUCCACGUGGAGGAGUCAUUGGAGAUGCGUUUUGCUGCGUUCAAGAAGAAGUACGGCAAGGUGUACAAGGAUGCUAAGGAGGAAGCAUUCCGCUUCCGUGCCUUUGAGGAAAAUAUGGAGCAGGCGAAGAUUCAAGCUGCGGCGAACCCAUACGCAACGUUUGGUGUGACACCCUUCUCGGAUAUGACACGUGAAGAGUUCAGGGCACGCUACCGUAACGGCGCGUCCUACUUUGCAGCUGCGCAGAAGCGGCUACGCAAGACGGUGAACGUAACCACUGGCCGUGCUCCUGCAGCUGUGGAUUGGCGUGAGAAGGGAGCAGUGACCCCAGUGAAGGAUCAGGGUCAGUGCGGCUCGUGCUGGGCCUUUUCAACUAUCGGCAACAUCGAAGGGCAGUGGCAGGUGGCAGGAAAUCCUCUCGUAUCCCUCUCGGAGCAGAUGCUAGUGUCAUGUGAUACCAUUGAUUCAGGUUGUAAUGGUGGGCUGAUGGACAAUGCCUUCAACUGGAUAGUAAAUUCAAACGGUGGAAACGUAUUCACGGAGGCGAGCUAUCCCUAUGUUUCUGGGAAUGGUGAGCAGCCACAGUGCCAGAUGAAUGGUCACGAGAUCGGUGCUGCGAUAACAGACCAUGUUGACUUACCGCAGGAUGAGGACGCUAUCGCCGCGUAUUUGGCAGAAAACGGUCCCCUUGCUAUUGCCGUUGACGCCACAAGUUUUAUGGACUAUAACGGUGGGAUUCUGACUUCAUGCACCUCCGAGCAACUGGAUCAUGGUGUGCUCCUCGUUGGUUACAAUGAUAAUAGCAAUCCACCCUACUGGAUCAUCAAAAACUCGUGGAGCAACAUGUGGGGCGAGGACGGCUACAUCCGCAUCGAGAAGGGCACAAACCAAUGUCUCAUGAAUCAGGCCGUAUCCUCCGCAGUUGUUGGAGGUCCCACUCCACCACCACCACCGCCGCCGCCGCCUUCAGCAACUUUUACACAGGACUUCUGCGAGGGCAAGGGUUGUACCAAAGGCUGCUCACAUGCCACCUUCCCCACUGGCGAGUGCGUCCAGACUACCGGCGUCGGCUCAGUGAUCGCCACAUGUGGCGCAAGCAACCUUACACAAAUAAUCUACCCACUAAGCAGGAGCUGCAGCGGUCCCUCUGUGCCGAUUACUGUGCCACUGGAUAAGUGCAUACCCAUUUUGAUUGGGUCCGUUGAGUAUCAUUGCUCCACCAACCCACCCACUAAGGCGGCCAGGCUGGUCCCACACCAGUGA
Trypanosoma brucei brucei TREU927 is the source of this 1353-nucleotide messenger RNA. It is a transcript of the gene Tb927.6.960, whose product is annotated as cysteine peptidase precursor. Gene Ontology annotation, cellular component: lysosome. Bases 1 to 1353 code for a protein of 450 amino acids. The transcript has a single exon. Gene Ontology annotation, molecular function: cysteine-type endopeptidase activity. Lineage: Eukaryota; Euglenozoa; Kinetoplastea; Trypanosomatida; Trypanosomatidae. The record is from RefSeq and is a predicted model, not a curated record.